This is a messenger RNA of Heterobasidion irregulare TC 32-1, 450 nucleotides long. RefSeq lists its product as uncharacterized. Lineage: Eukaryota; Fungi; Basidiomycota; Agaricomycetes; Russulales; Bondarzewiaceae. The transcript is spliced from 6 exons. Bases 1 to 450 code for a protein of 149 amino acids. The record is from RefSeq and is a predicted model, not a curated record.
AUGUCGUCCGCCCCGAACCUGCCCCCGCCAGACAAGUACCGCGGCGCCGUCGUCGAGGACCUCCAGCUGCCGCCCGCGUUCGCGCUCCCGCAGGACGAGGGCAUCUCCCGCGCGAUCGAGCUCGCGUACGACAGAGACUUCUCGCACAUCCCCGUGCUCGAUCGCAAGCGCAAACCCCUCGGAUACGUCGACGUGGCCGAACUCAAGAAGAAGUGGGAAGCAGGCGCCGCGACACCCUCCGACAAAGUCGCGUCCCACAUGACCAAGUUCAACCGCUCGCCCUCCACGAACCCCUACACCGUCAUCACGCCCGACACGCCCCUCGCCGACGUCGAGCGCUUCCUCGCGCGCAACAUCUUCGCCCUCGUGACGGACUACGACCGCAAAUUCGUGCUCGCGGUCGCGACGUCGCAAGACCUCGAGACGUUCGUCUCCCGCCGUGGAAUAUAA